GAAAAUUCCCUAAACACUAUUCUAGACGCAGCCAGUCACUGCUACAGGUUGUCCCCGGUCGUGAAACUAAACUAAUUUGCUCUCGUUUAAUUCUAUUUUCGCUCGAAUUAUUCGAUAAAAGAUAAGUGAAAUAGAGAAGAUUGUGAGAAUACGAGUGCGGGUGGAUACAGACUACCGGGACAGAGUCAGGUCAUGCGGGGGUGGCAGUUUGGCAGUUAACGAACUGAAUAGAAUACAGACUAGUAUCCGGCAGAUACUCGUGCGACAUACGUAAGCCAAUUGUCCAAACUGAAUCUUUUUUUUUUGGGUAAUUAGGGCUGGAACAUUGGGUCGGAGGCCAGAAUAAAUUACUUUUAGUAAUUUUCCGGUCUGCUUUGUUUGUCUUUUGCUGAAGUUGAAUAGGACGCUCGGAAGGGCGGUUGCUUCAGUUGACACAGUGCACUACCUAGACUGGAUAGUACGUACUCGCAGUAAUAGUUGAAACUAUUUUUAGCGUAUUUCGCGAGUGAAGCGUUUAUUUUAAUUGCUUCCAUUGUGGUAAUUAUAUCUACAACUGUGACAGGCUUUUAGCCAUAGUUACUCAGUGACCAUGUAAUAUGCAGAAAGUGUGUUAUUUCCCGUGCUAAAUCGGUGCUCGUAGUGAUUCCACUGUUGUGUUUCAAUAUUUGCAUUGGAUUCGCCAAUUAGGUGAUGCACAGAACUUGUGGUUACGAAAUUCGUGAAGUGAUGCGUAUCUAAGUUGAAGUUCUAUGUUGAGUGUAACUCUGGAAAAUUGUAGCGAGAUCAUGAUGUAAAGUGGUUACUAGCGGCGCAUAGAGUUGGUCCUCGGCAGUCGUGCAUCCAGUGUGGAUAUAUAGAAGAAAAGUGGUGUGUUCUUUAAUCAGAAAUGGCGUUCCUAAGUGUAUUCUUAAUUGUUGCCAUCCCGGCAGGAAUAUAUUACUUACUGGUAAAGUAUCCUUUCUACACGAAAAUGACAAUUUUCUUCAGUGGCUGUGCCUUGAUAUGUACAUUGGCUCUUCCAUUUCUGUUCUUUAGACCCAGGGACUAUCGAAAUGCAAUGAUCCCGGCGGCGUUCGCUCGGGCUGUUGCCAGGAUGCUGAACAUUACAAUGGAAAUACGAGGCUUGGAGAACGUUAGAACUGAUCGGGGAGGCAUUGUGUUGCUCAAUCAUCAAAGUUCACUUGAUUUGCUUGUUACCGCCUACCUGUGGCCCGUAAUUGGCUGCGCUACCGUAGUAUCAAAAAUCGAAGUGUUCUACAUACCCAUCUUCGGACUGGCCUCCUACCUCUGGGGUACCCUCUACAUCAAUCGGAAGAAUAGUGCUGGCUCAGUAAAAGCACUGAAUAAGGAAUCAAAAGCCAUCAAUGAACGGAAUGCGAAAUUGUUGAUAUUUCCGGAAGGCUCAAGGAGUCAAAGCGAGAAGUUACUGCCAUUCAAAAAGGGAGCCUUCCACAUAGCUCUGGACUCCAAAUGCCCCGUGCAGCCUGUUGUCGUAUCCAAAUAUUAUUUCCUGGACAGUAAAACGAAACGCUUUGAUAAAGGUCAUGCCAUUAUACAUAUCUUGCCGGAAAUUUCAACGGAAACGUAUAGCAAGGAUACAAUGAAUGCUCUAAUGGAUGAUUGUCGGAAUGUAAUGCAGGACGAGUAUACGAGAUUGAGUCGGGAAGUGAUUGAGCUGCAAAAAUGUGGGAAGUUUGAAUAGUAGCGUCUAAGGGAUGACCAUCGGCGAUAGUGUAUAGUUACCGAAUAUUAGCUUUGUUGUGGGGUGAAGUACUUAAGUCAGAAUGAGAUGUUUUCAUGUUGUCAGGCGUUUACGUUGUUUGAAUGUUGAAUGGGGGGGAGAUCACUAAUCUAUUGUUUUGUAAAUAUCAUAUCUUAAUUAAAGUGCACUCUUAAUUUUA
Hermetia illucens (black soldier fly) is the source of this 1901-nucleotide messenger RNA. RefSeq names its product 1-acyl-sn-glycerol-3-phosphate acyltransferase alpha (gene Agpat2). The record is from RefSeq and is a predicted model, not a curated record. Gene Ontology annotation, molecular function: 1-acylglycerol-3-phosphate O-acyltransferase activity. The transcript has 4 exons. NCBI's taxonomy places the organism in Eukaryota, Metazoa, Arthropoda, Insecta, Diptera, Stratiomyidae. Gene Ontology annotation, biological process: phosphatidic acid biosynthetic process. Bases 887 to 1702 code for a protein of 271 amino acids. Gene Ontology annotation, cellular component: endoplasmic reticulum.